This is a messenger RNA of Scylla paramamosain (green mud crab), 933 nucleotides long. Its product is annotated as proline-, glutamic acid- and leucine-rich protein 1-like. The record is from RefSeq and is a predicted model, not a curated record. The coding region runs from base 1 to 933 and encodes 310 amino acids. The transcript is spliced from 4 exons. NCBI's taxonomy places the organism in Eukaryota, Metazoa, Arthropoda, Malacostraca, Decapoda, Portunidae.
AUGGGGCAGGAGGGGGAGGGCGGCCCAGGCAAGGGGAGGAGCAGGAGGAGGAGGAGGGGAAGGAAAAACAAGGCUCCUCCACCACCGCCUCCACCACCGCCUCCACCACAGCCCUCCACCACACCCCCACCACACCCCACCAACCACCCCACCACAUUACUACCACAAUCCCCACACCACCACACACACAAACAAGAGCGUGUGGUGGUGAGUGGUGACAUCAGUGCGUGCAACGGUGGCUUUGAUUGGCUGGAAGAGAGUGACGUCACGGGGCAGGACGUCAUUGAUUGGCCAGAGGAGAGUGACGGCACUGAUCUGGACACCGAUGAUUGGCUGGAGGAGAGUGAUGUGAAUGAUGAGUAUGAAGACAGUGACUGGACGGAAGAGGGACAGGAGAAGAAGAAGGAGAGUGAAAGAGACGUGGAGGAAAAGAGAGAAAAAAAUCAAAAUUUCACCCAAAACCGAAGGAGGCAAAGUCCAGAGGGCGCCGAGGACCCCAAGACUGUGUACGACGAGAGUCCUUCAGGGAGCGGCCAGUCCUGUAGGAUGCCGAGGAGUAAACAAGGAGAAAUAGACGAUAAUAAAGAAGAGGGAGAAAAUAGAGUAACUGAGUGUGGAGAAGAGGAAAAAGAGGAUGGUGGACUAAAGAAAUGUGUGAGGAAGAGGGCGCAAGAGGUGAACCAGAAACAAGAGGAGGUGAAGAGGAAGUAUCAAGAGUACUCAAGGGAACGAGGACUUAGAGAGGAUUUAAGUCUGCAUUUUCACGAGUGUUGGGAAGAAGAGGAAGAGCCAAACCAGCGUUGUCUGGAUCUGCUGCUCUUUGUCAUCCUCGUCAUCUCUGUCUGCCGCUCCUCGUCACCACCGCAGCACCUGUGUCGCCCUCGUCAGCCUCGUCACCGGGGCGUGGUGUUCCUCGCCAUUACAGUGGGCUAG